Messenger RNA from Leguminivora glycinivorella, 2996 nucleotides. RefSeq names its product serine/threonine-protein phosphatase 2A 56 kDa regulatory subunit gamma isoform (gene wrd). Gene Ontology annotation, biological process: signal transduction; protein dephosphorylation. The transcript has 11 exons. Lineage: Eukaryota; Metazoa; Arthropoda; Insecta; Lepidoptera; Tortricidae. The coding region runs from base 371 to 2191 and encodes 606 amino acids. The record is from RefSeq and is a predicted model, not a curated record. Gene Ontology annotation, molecular function: protein phosphatase activator activity. Gene Ontology annotation, cellular component: nucleus; cytosol; protein phosphatase type 2A complex.
ACAACACGUAUUAGUAACAAUGUUUGAAUAGGUUUGCGUUGAAGCGAAAUUACGGGCUCGUUGAAGCGCACAGUAAUUUGAGAUGCACUUCCUCUUCAUCCUUCUGAGAAGCGAUUAUGUAAAUCGCGUGCGACACGAGACGACAGCCCUAGCGCGUACACUCCUACCUACGGACCUAUUAAGUUGUAUCGGCACAAUAGUGUCGUAGUGUGAUAGGUCUUUAUGGACGGGAAGGCAGUAUAGAGCGGCGAUAGGUGCGCGCGCAGGGCGGCGGGCGCGGCGCGCCGUCAGUCCGGCCGCCCCCGCCGCUCGCUCCGGUCCCGGCGCCGCCGGGUGCUGUGCCGGAUGCCGCUGCCGGCCGCCGCCUGCGAUGGUCCACGCCGGGCCGGUGCGCGCUCCUACCCGCGCUAUGUUCACCGCCGCUGAGACCAAGCCGCGCCGCGCCGUCUCCCCGCUCGGUAUCCCUAAAUCCCCUUCGUUCCAUUCGGGACUCGAUCUGGUCGCUAGCCAGACUACCAAGCGCUCCGAGAGCGUAUCCGACGUAGCUCGUGCGUUCCGUUUUGCGCUGUUCUCCGGAGGCAUGGAGGCCCCGGGUCCGCCGCAGAAGGCGCCGUCGCCGCCGGGCGCGCGCAGCCCGCCCGCGGCUGCGAUCACGCCCGAGCGGCUCGCCGUGCCCGCUGAUAAAGAGAGCCUCAUGGUUCAAUUGCCCAUUCUUAAAGAUGCGCCAGCCGCCGAACGCGAGCAGCUCUUCGUACAGAAGCUGCGACAGUGCUGCUUGCUCUUCGAUUUCGCUGACGAGCCCCUCUCAGACUUAAAGUGGAAGGAGGUUAAGCGCGCCGCGCUGCUAGAGAUGGUGGAAUAUGUCACGUCGCAGAGGGGAGUCGUCACAGAGGCGAUAUACCCCGAGGCGGUCAAUAUGUUUGCCAUAAACCUCUUCCGAACACUGCCGCCGUCGUCCAACCCCAACGGCGCAGAGUUCGACCCCGAAGAGGAUGAACCCACACUCGAGGCAGCCUGGCCACAUCUACAGCUAGUCUACGAGCUGUUCCUGAGGCUGCUGGAGUCUCCAGACUUCCAGCCUAAUGUAGCGAAGAAAUAUAUUGACCAGAAGUUUGUGCUAUCGUUGCUAGACCUGUUCGAUUCGGAGGACCCCCGCGAGCGGGACUUUCUGAAGACGACGCUGCACCGGAUAUAUGGCAAGUUCCUAGUGCUGCGCGCGUACAUACGGAAACAGAUCAACAACGUGUUUUAUAGGUUUAUAUAUGAGACAGAGCACCAUAACGGAAUAGCCGAAUUAUUGGAGAUCCUCGGCUCCAUCAUCAACGGUUUCGCGUUGCCGUUGAAGGAAGAACACAAAAUGUUCUUACUUAGGGUGUUGCUGCCGCUGCACAAGGCGAAGUCCCUGUCUGUCUACCACCCGCAGCUAGCUUACUGCGUAGUACAAUUCCUGGAGAAGGACCCGUCUUUAACACAACCCGUAGUUAGGGCAUUAUUAAAAUACUGGCCAAAGACGCACUCGCCCAAAGAGGUGAUGUUCUUGAACGAAAUGGAAGAGAUUCUCGACGUGAUCGAGCCCGCGGAGUUCCAGAAAAUCAUGGACCCGCUCUUCAGGCAGCUCGCUAAGUGCGUCUCCAGUCCGCACUUCCAAGUGGCAGAACGCGCCCUAUACUACUGGAACAACGAGUACAUAAUGUCCCUGAUCUCGGACAACGCGCACCACAUCCUGCCCAUCAUGUUCCCGUCGCUGUACCGCAACACCAAGAGCCACUGGAACAAGACCAUCCACGGGCUCGUCUACAACGCGCUCAAGCUCUUCAUGGAGAUGAACCAGAAGCUCUUCGACGAGUGCACGCAGCAGUACAAGCAGGAGAAGCACAAAGAGCGCGAGCGCCUCCUGCAGCGGGAGGAGAUGUGGCAGCGCCUCGAGGCCCGCGCCGCCUCCGCGCCUGCGCCGCCCGCGCCGCGCCGCGACCACAUACAGUUCGCUGAUGAUGCGCCCGACCUCAGCUACACCAACAUCGAGAGGGAAGCCGCGCAGGCUCGCAAACAAGGUCUAACCACAGCCAAGCCAGCGCCCCUGCUCCGCAAGAAAUCGGAGCUACCCGCCGACUCCAGCACCGUGGCGGCGCUGAUUCAACAUCAGCGCGCCGACCAGUACCUGAGUACGCCGCCAGAUCCUGAUCAAUGCUAGCGGAAAUUAAUUACGACAAAACGGGCACCAACGCUCCCCAGCCCUUCUAAAAAGUGAUCUCGCGAUCACCACGGUGGCGGACAGUGGCCAAUGAUCACAACGAUCAAUGAUCAUCGGAACAGUGAUCAAUCGUCGGAACAGUGACAGCGACAGGACGCUCUAGUGACUACGCCUUGUGGUAUAUAUUGAAACUGAACGGCGGUGAAACAACCCUCCUCGCUUCGGUCGUCGUCGUAUCUCAGCUAAAUAAGACUAUGGAUCGGUCUGCAACGAAACAUCUAGGUAGAAAAUACACUUGCAGCAGAAUUUCUAUGACUUUGUAAAAGAUGUGCGUAGGUAGAACAUAAAUCAAAAUCUUUUUUGAGUUUUAGUUCAAAUCAAAUAAUUAAAUUAAAGUAAAACGUAUGAAGCUCCGUAUUUCACGGAAUUCUGAGAGUGGAUUUGUGCAAUUUUGAUAAAAAUGUAAGUGCUUGUUGAGAAUUUCUACAAAACUGCUAGUAAUUUAAAAAUGCUAGUAAAAUCUCACGUUAAUAAGACGAACUAAACUUUUACUGCUGCAUAUUUGAUACGACAAAACUCAAAGAAUAUGAAUAAUAUCAAAGAUUUCCUAAAAGGUGUUUUUAAGUCUAUCAGUAAAACGCCUAAAGGCGCAAUGUCAUUAGUCGAGAGGGCCCGCAUGCGGGGUACGAGAGAUUUCUGGAACGCGUGCCACAGGGCCCGCAUUCGGGGAAACGUCAUUAGUCGAUAGGGUGCGAAUUCGGGAUACGAGAGAUUUCUGGAACGCAUGCCACAGAAUUUAAUUAAA